This is a messenger RNA of Centruroides sculpturatus (bark scorpion), 8582 nucleotides long. RefSeq names its product RB1-inducible coiled-coil protein 1-like. The record is from RefSeq and is a predicted model, not a curated record. Gene Ontology annotation, molecular function: protein kinase binding; nucleic acid binding; molecular adaptor activity. Bases 438 to 5906 code for a protein of 1822 amino acids. The transcript has 31 exons. Lineage: Eukaryota; Metazoa; Arthropoda; Arachnida; Scorpiones; Buthidae. Gene Ontology annotation, biological process: glycophagy; positive regulation of protein phosphorylation; reticulophagy. Gene Ontology annotation, cellular component: Atg1/ULK1 kinase complex; phagophore assembly site membrane; extrinsic component of membrane.
UAAAAUCCGUCCUACCCAGAAUGCAUUUCACGUAAACAAAAAUGGCGUCGUUAAUUAUUUUGUAACUGACGUAGAUAAACGUCGUUGCCGAAUUUAUCAAAAUUAUUACGUUAAAAAAAUUAUACUUAAUUAUUAAGACUUACGAUAACGCAUACCGAUAAGCGUUAGAUAUUUCGAAUUGAUAAAAGAAUAUGGCAAAGUAGAAUUGAACUGAUGAGUAGAAGAGAAUGUGGUGUAAGGAUUGUAUUUUCUAUGCAAAAAACAUUUGUUAUGUAUUAAUGGUUUCCAACCGACGAAUUUUUAUUUGCUGGACAGAUUACAGUGACAAACAGCUUCAGGCUGUUGAUAAAUAUUCUCUGCUUAAUUCUACAUUUAAUCAAAGGUAUUUAUGACAAUCCUUCAUUGGUUUUUAAAAGAAUAGAAACAUUAAAUUGUUCAUGAAAAUGUUGUACAUAUUCUUAGUUGAUACUGGUCACAUGAUAUCUGUUGAUAUGAAACUUGCUUUGGAAAGUGUUGGUCAAUUAAAAUCUGAAAUAGCUAAACAUCAUGGAAUACCUGAAGAUAAACAGGUAUUAUUGAUCAGUGGUGGAGAAAGUCUAAAUCCAAAUGAUCGAGUGUGUAGCUAUAGUGCAGGCACUGAUACAAAUCCUAUAUUCUUAUUUAGUAAAAGUGCUAUAGAGUCAGCUGAACCACCAUAUCCUUGUGUAGAUUAUGGUGAUGAUUGUGAUAUGAAAGAACAAGUAGAAGGUUGCUUAAAUAUGCCACCUACAUACCAUACAGUUGUCUCCAGAGCCCAAUUAGCACAGCAUUUUUAUGAUCUUGCUAAAAAUCAGAGGGUUUCUUGUGAAAGAUUAGUAUAUGACCAACACCUUCAACAACAAGGUUGGGCUGCAGUUGUGGCAAAUUUAGAAGAUAUUGCCAGUUCCUUCAAGAAUAAAGUAGCACAUUUUGAAUCAAAUUUUCUUCAAUAUUUGGAAUCAAGAAACUAUUAUGUGGAACUUUUGAAAAGUUUCAGUCAUGACAUUAGCACUCUAUCUAAAAUACCUGUCCUACCAGUUUUGCUUAGGAAACAAGCUGAAACACAUUUAGGAAGUGGUGAGGGAAUUAGUUUAUUACAGUGGAUUAGCUCAAAAUUCAUAGUUAACAUCAUUAUACAUGAAGAUCUGCAAGCAGCUAUUAAGAAAAAUUCAUCUGGACAUCGCCUCACAUCUGUGCACAAACAGAACCAAAAGACUAAUGCAAAGAAGCUUUAUGAGAGGCAUCUGACUGGAGGAAAAAGCGAGUACAUGGCCACCCUAGAUGAAGCGUAUAUAUACCUUGAUUACUGCAAUGGAACUCAAAAAAUUUUAUAUGUGCAGCCCGGACAGGAAGUGCCAGAAGAAUGUCUUGUCAAAUGUCACGAAAGAUGGUCUGAAGGAUUUAUGAUUGUUGGGGAAAUGAUGAGCCGGGGAACACUUCUUCUUAUUAGAGUGUCAAAAACUGUGAAAGUUAACACUAAUUACUAUAUGGAGAACAUUUUGAAACCAUAUUUGAAAUGUGAGAUUCCAAAGCUGUAUCCUGGAGAAGAAGCCAAAGUGACUCUUCACCAUGACAAAGCAUCUAGCCACACAGCUAGAUAUAUAAUUGCUUAUCUCCAGAAAUUGAAGACCAAUGGUGGACCAAACCACAUUCCUGCAGAGGACAUACCCACCAAAGCACCUGACAUCCUGAUGGAUUUCUUUGGAUUUGGCUUCCUGAAGCAACGUCUCUUUCUUUGUAAGACAUUAGAUGGGCAUUGGAAAAUUGAUAAGAAUACAUUUGACAACUUGCAUGUGGAGAUACAGAAAGCUCUUGAGGCAGUAGAUAACUCUCAAAUGAAAGAAGUUAAAGGUUUAGGAGAACGUCUCAUGGGUUUGGAAACAUUAAUGUGUUCAGCAAAACGUCAUGAAACUGAACAAGGAGAUUUAGCUCAGGCUUUUCAUAAUAAUCAAAAUCAAGCUGGAAAACUUGGAGAUCCGUCAAUUUUACCAGAUUUAUGUAUAAGUCAUCAAAGACAACUUGAAAUGUUAUUAAUUAAUCAUCAAAAUCUAAGAGAUAUAAGACGACGUUGUGCACGUGCAAAAAAGGAAUUAUCUGAAAAUUUACAUUCUAGAUUAAGGUGGAUAAUGUUUGUAGAGAAAACUAUAUGUGAUGUAGAAAAUAGAUUGAUGAUGUAUCAUGAUAUAUUAAAGAGAUUAAAAAAGUAUUUGGAAGUAGUUGAACAAAUUCAUCUAGCUCCAAAAGUUUAUUUAACUGCAGUAGCCGAAGUUGUUAGAAGAAGAAACUUUUCUAGAUUAUUUGUACAGGUAUGUCAGAAAUUAUAUUUUUUAUGCUGUCUAAACCUUCUGUUUCAGGAAAUUUCAAAUAAAUCAGCUGAUAUUUGGCCAAGUAUUCAGAAUUUGGUACAACCACCAGCACUCUUUGAUGCUAAUUUGCCAAAUAUAGAAAUGGAGGAUAUAGAAAAAUUGAGGCAACUACUUCCUGAAUUAGCUAAUUAUCUGAAAAUUCCUCUUCAAAGUGAUAUGCCAACAAUAUUUUUGAAUUCAAAUCAAUCUAUAGUUGGUGGUGAUGUUUCUUUAUCAAGAGUUUUACAAACUGGCAGUGUGACAAGUCCAACAUUUUUAGAGCCUCUUCCUCAAUUAAUAGAAGCUCAGGAACUUGCUGCAGGAGACUGCUUUUUAGAAAUUGAUAAAGAAAUUCUUAGUUUAGCUUCUGAAGCAAGUCCAUCAAGUGAAUCAUUUGAAUGUACUGAUAAUGAAGUUUUAAAACUUCAAAUGAAAUCUCCAAUAAGAAAGAAACGUGAUGAUGAUUCAGAAGAUAAAGUUACCCAGCCAAACGAUACGGCUCGAGAGAAAGAAACAUUUUCUCCAAUUGAAGAAGAACAUGGAGGAGAUUCUGAUACUGAAGAAUUUGAACAAGUGGGAGAUUUACCAAAAGACCACAGUCCUAGUGAUCUUAUAAAGGUGGGUAUGCAUGCAGGUGAAGAAUCUUCUAUGCAAGCUAGGUUUCAAGAAGAAGAAAAUGAAAAUAAAUCACUUGGAAGUCAUAAUGGCAAAAUGAUGUUACUUACAAGAACAUAUAGUGAUGGAGAUCUUCAUUUACCAGCAUCACAUUCCAUGAUAUCUCCAGAGUGUUGCACUUCAAAUUCCCAAGAAUUCUUUUCAGCUGAUUUCUUCAUUGAUGAAUCAAUGCCAUCAUCUUAUACUGAAAGUAAUGGAACUACAAGAGGAAGUCAGAAAAUGAAGUCUCAUCAUGUUCUCAUUGCAGAACUUCAGCGACAGUUAGAAGAUAAAGCUUCCACUCUAAUAUCAGUACAGAGAGAUUUAGAUAUGAAUAAAUCUCACUUGGAGAGAGUUCAAGAUACAAUGACUUCAUUACAAAGUAUAGCGUGGGAAAUUAGUAACCAGUUAAAAUUGGAUAUUCUUCAAUUAAGAGAUCAAAUAAUACAAGGAAAAGAAAUCUUCAUUGAAGAAACUGCUAAUAUUACAAUGCAGUUGAACAGCUCAUUAGAAAAAAUUCAAAAACAAAUUACAAGUGAAAAGGAUCAAGCAAUUGAAGAGGCAUUGGAAAGAGUUAAGCAAGAGCAUGAAUCAAUGAUGAGGCAUUAUCAAUCACAAUUAGAAUUAGAAUCACAGAAAUUAGAAGAUGCACAGACCCAAGUUGAAAUGUAUUAUAAUCAAGUUCAAUAUUAUUCAACUUUAUUAGAUAAUACAAAGUUAGAAAAUGAAAGCCAAUUAAUUCAAGUAAGUUACAGUGUUUUUAGUGACCCCAGUUUUGUAAUUUUCAAAACAAUGGAUAAAGAAGAAUUUUGUGUGUUGAUUAAACAUUGUUUUUUGAUGGAGAAAAAUACUGUUGAAGCCAAACAGUGGCUUGAUAAGAAUUAUGGAGACUCUGCACCAGGGAAAUCAAGUAUUAUUGACUGUAUAUGGAUUAUUAUUUUUCAGAGAGAUUUAGAUAUGAAUAAAUCUCACUUGGAGAGAGUUCAAGAUACAAUGACUUCAUUACAAAGUAUAGCGUGGGAAAUUAGUAACCAGUUAAAAUUGGAUAUUCUUCAAUUAAGAGAUCAAAUAAUACAAGGAAAAGAAAUCUUCAUUGAAGAAACUGCUAAUAUUACAAUGCAGUUGAACAGCUCAUUAGAAAAAAUUCAAAAACAAAUUACAAGUGAAAAGGAUCAAGCAAUUGAAGAGGCAUUGGAAAGAGUUAAGCAAGAGCAUGAAUCAAUGAUGAGGCAUUAUCAAUCACAAUUAGAAUUAGAAUCACAGAAAUUAGAAGAUGCACAGACCCAAGUUGAAAUGUAUUAUAAUCAAGUUCAAUAUUAUUCAACUUUAUUAGAUAAUACAAAGUUAGAAAAUGAAAGCCAAUUAAUUCAAAUUAAAAAAGAAUUGAAGGAAGAAAGUAAUGAAAUUGCUAAAAAUUUGAUGCUAGAGCAUGAAUUAGAGUUAGAUAAUUUAAGAGAAGAAUGGAACAGAAAGCUUAUUUCUAAAGAAGAAACAAUUAAAAAUCUAAAUGAAAUUAUUGAGAAGAAAGAUAAUGAAAUUCAUCUUUUACACAAUGAUAAAGCAUCAUUAGAAAGAGUAUAUACUGAAAGAUUUCAACAAGAGAGAGAACAAUUUCAAAAAUUAAUGGAAGAAAGGUACAGAGAACAAGAAAAUGUUGCUGUUUGUCAAGCUUUAAAAAGGCAAGAAGAAUUACAUAAAGAAGAAUUUCAAAGAUUACAAAUGCAAAAAGAAGAAUUUGAAAGACAAUUAGAAAUGAAAAUUAUAAAAAGUUUUGAAGACAACUAUGAAGAGAAAUUACAAAGAUAUAAAGAACAGCUAGAUAAGGAUUAUGAAGAACAAUUAUUGAUAAAACAAAAACAAUUUGAACAUGAAAAGCAGGAAGCUUUAAAUAAAUUACAAGAAACUUUGGAAAGAACUCAUAAAAAUGAAAUUGAAUCAUUGCGGUCACGUUUUAAACUUGCUUACAGUACUACAGCUAUGGAACAUUCUUCUUCUGAAAGCUGUUUGGAAAAAAUGCAACUUGAGAGUGAUUCAAUGCAAUAUAAUAAAUGUACAAUGAAGAAAGACCCUUGUAUAAUAAAAGAAACUAGAAGACAAUCUGGAGAUAAUUUACCAUACUUACAAGAAGAAAUGCCCAUGUUGGAGAAAAUUGAUAUUACAGAAAUGAAUCAACUUUUAUCUGAUGUUAUUCAAAGAGAAAAAGAAGCAGUGAAAGAAAAGGAAAUUUUAGAGAUAAAAGUUGCAGAGUUGCAUCAAAAAUUAAUGGAAAUGGAAAACAAAGAAAUUUCAUCAAAAUCAGCAAUAUUAAAAGAGGAAUCUGGAGUUGAAGACCACACUUAUGAAUUAAAAAUGAAGUUACAAAAGAAGGAAACUGAACUUGAAGAAAUGAAACAAAAAUUAGCAAAUUAUGAUGCUGCUAUAAAUCCUCAAGUUCCUAUUUCAACAGAUAAAGUGUCAGUUUUAACCUGUGAAAUUGGAGAUGUUGUUCUGCUGUGCUUUGAUGAAAAACAUGACAAUUACAUGGUAUUUUACUUGGGACCAGUUUUACAUUUCUUACAUACUGAAUGCUUGGAAACUCUAGGGUUUAAAAAUGUUUCUGAUGAAAAUCGAAGGUCAUGGGCAUUAGCUGAAGUUAUUGAAAAAGAAUAUUGUUUAGCAAAAAAGCCUCAUAAUCGCUACAAGGUACCAGUUGGAACUCGUUUUUAUCGAGUUAAAGCUAAACCCUGGGACAAAGAAAUGGCCAUCAGACGUCAGCAUCAAAGGAGGAGUAGUAGUGCUGGGAGUAGAGGAGCUCCAGUGUUAGAUUCUCCUCACUCCUCUGCAUCAUCUGGAGAUGCAGGAUAUACUGGAUCAUCAUCGUCAUCCACAAUGUCAGCUUCAGUGAUUUAAUGGAAAUCACUUGAAAUUUACAUAAAAGUGCCUCUUAAAAUUACUUAUGGUUCAACCAAUAAACAGUUUUCAUAAGAACUCUUGGUUUAGUAUGUGGAAUUAUAAAUUUAUUUUAGAGCUGUAAUUAUAGUUAAAAAGAAUUAAUUUAGAUUAAAGGAGGAUAGUUUUACAGUUUUUUCUACUUUUUUAGGAAAAUUAGCAAAUAAAUAUGAUUUUUUCCCCCCUCCUUUUAAUGGAGAACAUCAGCAAUUUUAUUUUUAGAAUCUUCAUUGCAUGACUGUACUAAUUUGUAAAUAAUCUGUACAUAUAAAUAUUGCAACAACGAAAUUUAUAGAUUGUGUUAUAUGAUAUAAUAGAAUUCUAUUGAAUACAUAAACCUGCCACAAAUACCCUAUAUGUAUUAUAAAUGUCUAACAUUCUCUUAUUCUUUCACAAGAGAAAUAUAUAUAUUAUAUAUAUACAAUAUAAUAAGUCUUUAACUGCAGUUUAAUAUAUGUAAAGAUGUUCUGUUUAUGAAAAAUAAAUUAUUUUAUUCAUCUAGUUAAUAACAUUGAGAAUGACAUUUUGAUUAAUGUUUUCUUUUAAAAAAAAAAAGCUUUUAGAUAUGUAAAUAAAUGCCAUAUUUGAACAGAAAUAGCACAUCUUUUAUUGCAAUGUUGUAAAAUGUUUAGCAAAUUUUUAUGCUAUCUAUGAAAUCAAUUUUAAUAUUUUAUAUCUAUCAACAAGUUAGAAUUAAUGCUUUUGUAUACAAUUUACCAAUUGUAUUGUGAAUUGUUUUUAGUAACCCAUAAAUGUACAGAAUUUUACCGUUAGCUAACAAAUAAAGUAUUUUCUUUUCUUCGCCCUAUAUAUAUUAUUCUUAAUUACACAAAAAUAGCCAGUAACAAGGAAAUACAACCCCUGAUCAAAAGUAUGGGAUAUUGUUUACUUUGCAGUAUGUCAUUUAAUUCAGCUUAAAUUUUGUUAAAAAUUAAUUAUUUAUUUAACAUCUUUGUUUCUUAAAUUUUGUAUAUAAUUGCUUUCAUCUCUUUUCUGUUGUUACUUGCACAAGACUGCAAAUAAAGUUUCAAAACAAACAUGCUCAACACUUGAGCAACAUUAGACAAAAAUAUGGAAUAUAGUAAUUACAGAGAUAUAAGUAUGGAAUAAAGUAAAUUAAUACAGUGUGGGACCACCUUUGGCCUUUAUACUGCUUUAAUACUUCUCAGUAUUGAAGUGACUAAUUUUCCACAUAAGUCUGCAGAUAUUUCUGCUCAACUGGUUCAAAUAGCACACUUCAAUUCAAAAGAAACAGGCUUCAUUGUUCAAACAACAAAGUCUGUUUCCUUUUUCAAACCAGUUUCUUUAAAACAUUCCACGUAUUCUCUAUUGGAUUUAAAUCUGGACUGUUUGGUGACCAAUCUAAACACGAAAUGUUAUUGUUUAGGAACUAUUGGCAUACUGAUUUAGCACAGUAGGAAUAUGGAUUCCUACUGUGCUAAAACAUUGUCAUUUUGAUAGAUAAAGUCAGUCACCAAAGUGCUCCUCUUCUGUUUUUUGCAUAAAAUUGUCUAAAAUUUCCAAGUAAACUUCUGCAUUCACUUUAGUGUUGACAAUCUGUCCUGUUGCAAUCAUCGUACCCCAAAUCAUAACUCCAUUGAAAAUUUUGUUUUUGAAAGAAGAUAGAAACUUUUCAUUGGGUUUUCUCCAAACUUUACUACCAUUCUUAUCUCCGUAUCCCAUGAACGUAUGUGACUCAUCAGUGAACAUAACUUGUUUCCAAUGCAUCAAAUCCCAAUUCUGGUAUGGUUUUUCCCACUGCAGAUGUAGAUUUUUAUACAUCUCAGUCAGAUAUGUUUCUGCUUUGCUCUUCUUGAUAUGUAGCCAUGUUCAUUUAACUUUCUAAGGGUUGAUUUUUUAGAUACAUCUGUACCAGCUUCUUUCCAUUCAGCAUUCAUCUUUCUGAAUGACUUAAAUCUCAUCAAAAUCGUUAAAGGAGUUAGAUUUCUUUCUUCUUGUUCAUAAUUCUUCUUGUACAUAAUUACACAAGGGAGUCCACAUCAAUGCUAAUUGGAGACAGUUCUUUGUCUUUUAUAUUUAAAAUUUCAGACACUGCACUUUGUGUACAUUGUAUGUGUUUUGCAAUUAUCUGCUGCUUUUCACCAUGCUUGUAAUAUGAAAUUAUCAACUGUUUCUUUGCAUCACUCAAUUCUUGUGUUUUUGGCAGAGUUUUAGAAUGCAAACAUUGAAUCUGCAUACUGUAAUUGUGCUUAAUCUUGAAAUGUGAUAUGCAAUAAUAGUGUUAUUAAAUUAAUUUUAAUAUGGAACAUGCCCAUCAUAUUCUAAACUUUUGUCCCUGCUAUGCUAGCAUUUCAUAUUUUUGUUUCUACUUUUGAUUAGUAAAUGAAUCAUCAGUUUUAUGCAUUAUAAAAAAUGUAUUUCAUUUUAGCACAUGUUUAUGCAAAUAUGUCUUUUAAAUAUUUUUUUUAAAACUUGCCUUUGAAAUAUUGUGAUGCAGGAAUUUAUAGCAUUAUUCCAUACUUUUUACCAGGGGUUGUAAUAGGUGCUGGGGUUAAUGAAAAUCCUCUUAAUCACUAAUAACUAUCAUUUAACAGUGACUAUUUAUUUAUUAUAGACCAUGUACGAUGGCAAAUUUUCACUACAUCAUUAACUUAUUUAAUCUACAUUGAACUCUAU